Molecule: messenger RNA, 868 nt
Organism: Phytophthora nicotianae INRA-310
Lineage: Eukaryota; Oomycota; Peronosporomycetes; Peronosporales; Peronosporaceae
Exons: 3
Coding region: 405-821 (138 amino acids)
Biological process (GO): tRNA wobble adenosine to inosine editing
Molecular function (GO): tRNA-specific adenosine-34 deaminase activity; zinc ion binding
Source: RefSeq, a predicted model, not a curated record
UAUUCGUUUGCGAGUCCGUCGAAUAACCGAAAUAUGUACCCAUUUUCGUAACCCUUGUCGUAACUCGUAACCCUCAAUGAAUGUAGCAAUGGACGUCGAUGAGCAUGAGCACUUUAUGCGAGAAGCUCUUCUCGAGGUACACAGCCUCUGAUUAACUCUGUCGAUAUGCGCUAUUUAGUGCCUACCUAACUCCUGCAAAUUUAAUACAACAGGGCGAGAGGGCGUUGACUAGAGCGGAAGUGCCCGUGGGAUGCGUGUUCGUAUACAAAGGCGAGAUCAUCACACGGGCAUCCAACCGGGUCAACGAGCUUUACAAUGUGUGCAAGCUCGAAAAACACCAUUGCGAAGUUGCCAAUGCUCAAUUCUUAAUUUUCCUCUUAUUGCAUUGUUAAUUGCAGGCCACGAUGCACGCUGAGAUCGUAGCGAUUGAAGCAAUCGCUGCCAAAUAUGGAGACAAGGCAGGCGAAGUUCUGGCCGACUGCACGUUAUACGUGACGUGCGAGCCGUGUAUAAUGUGCGCAGGGGCGCUCGCACAUGUUUUCAUUAAACGCGUAUACUUUGGCUGCCACAACGACCGUUUUGGAGGAUGCAGCUCCGUGCUCAACUUGCAUGAGCGCAGCGCACUCCCGAAAAGCAAAGCGCACCGUGGCUUCCCGUGCGUGUCAGGCAUUCUCAAGGAUGAGGCGAUCACUCUGCUGAAGAAGUUCUACACAAACGAGAACCCACGAGUGGAAGACUCCAAGAAGAAACGCAAGAAACGCAGUCAAGAAACUGGGGAGACGGCUGCAAGUGAGCCCAAUGGAGUCUUAGAAAAAGCAUAAUUUCCGCUUUAUUGCAUUCUGAAUGAUAAUCAUGCUUCUAUUGCUUA